AUGUACAACGGUAUCGGUCUUACGACUCCUCGGGGGAGUGGAACAAAUGGCUAUGUUAUUCGAAACCUUUCGACUUUACGCUCAUACGAACCAGCCCAAGAUCGUGCGUCAGCCUGGGAUGUUGCACCGCCAAAGCACCGUGAGCCCGAUCAAGGCAUUCUCGAACAUGAACGCAAACGUCAGGUUGAAGUAAAAUGCCUUGAGUUGCAGCUUGAGCUCGAGGAAAAAGACAUUGAUGAAGAAGAGAUUGAAAAGCAAGUUGACGAACUUCGCACAAAACUAAAUGCCAACUUGAAGGAUGCAAUGCCUUCUACGAAGAGGUUCAAACCCUCAGAUACCCAUGCCAUCGCUGCAGCAAAAAAGUCUGAGCUCGAUAAGAUGGCUCGUGCAUUAGGCACAAGAAGAGACUACACUGAGGGCCAGGCAUUCGACCGAGAAAGACAGGAGCAGGAUAAGAUCAAAAGACAAGUUGAAAGGAAAGAGCGGGAAAGGAGGAAAGAGGAAGACAGAGCUAAGAUGGCAGAGCAGAAAGCAAAAUGGGAUGCUGAGAGGCGAGAGAAGGACAGGCUUAGACGGAGAGAAGAAGAUAGGCUAAGAAGGGAAAGAGAAGAAGGUGGUGGUGGCGAUUCGAGGAGGAAACAGGACAACGGUAGUAAUAUGCCUCCUCCUCCUCCGCCUGCCAGAGAUAGGUCUCGAGAACGGUACCGUGGACGAGACAGAAGCCCCCCUCGUCGUCCUCGUCAGGACUCCCGCUCUCGUUCCCCGAGACGCCGUUCUCCAUCACCUUUGACUCGCUCAUCCCGCCGUCGUUCUCCUUCAGCGUCGCGCUCUCCCUCUCGAUCGCGUUCGCCUCCUCGUGUACGAAGACGCUCUGUUUCUACUCCAAGACGUCGUUCUGGUUCUCCUCCAAGUCCUCCUCACGGUAACCGCCGUGAUCAGCGCAGCGUUACUGCUCCUUCUCGCAGGCGCCGAUCUCCGUCUGAUUCGGUCUCCCCUCCUCGAGUUAGAGUGGAAGUAAAAGGUCGUGGAAGAUCACCUUCACCCCGUGACAGUCGUCGCGGUCGGUCUCGUUCUCGUUCUGUAUCUAGUGAUUCUGCUAUGUCUGUGAGCACCAGAUCGAGUUCACGAAGCCGCGCUUGA
Molecule: messenger RNA, 1140 nt
Organism: Lentinula edodes (shiitake mushroom)
Lineage: Eukaryota; Fungi; Basidiomycota; Agaricomycetes; Agaricales; Omphalotaceae
Exons: 3
Coding region: 1-1140 (379 amino acids)
Source: RefSeq, a predicted model, not a curated record